UAAAGCUAGGGGAGGGGCAGGAAUGUCUGAGGUGGUAACACUUCUCUCCAGUCAGGCAGCCCUGGCCAGUCUGGAGUCUGUCCACCCUGCAGACCACAGGCUCUGGAUAAAGUACGUGAGGCACGAGACUAGCCCCAGGCCAUUUAGCCCAAAAGAGAUACGAUUCCCGACCUCCAGGCCAGUUCUUCCUGCAAACCUAAUGGUUGAUAUUAAUGAAAAGAUAAAAAUUUACCUCUUUGGGGCCUUGGGGCUGGGAGGGCUCCUGCUGUUUGCUGUGGUCAUCCUGUCCACCUGCCUAUGUCGGCUCCAUCGCAGAGUGAAGAGGCUGGAGAGGAGCUGGGCCCAGCUCCCAGAGCAAGAGCUCCAUUAUGCAUCUCUGCAGAGGCUGCCAGUGAGCAGCAGCAAGGGACCUGACCUCCAGGACAGACAAGAGGAAGGCACCAAAACGGACCCCAGUGGCGAUUAUGCCUCUAUUGCCAAUUAAAAACCCACCUGAGUGCCCCAGAUGCCUCCCUUGACCCAGGCUGACGGUCAGGGUCAUCCUGUUGUUCACCCAGUAAAGACUGUGGCCACUGCA
Nycticebus coucang (slow loris) is the source of this 577-nucleotide messenger RNA. RefSeq names its product leukocyte specific transcript 1 (gene LST1). The record is from RefSeq and is a predicted model, not a curated record. Gene Ontology annotation, cellular component: membrane. The transcript has 5 exons. Gene Ontology annotation, biological process: immune response; cell morphogenesis; dendrite development. The coding region runs from base 23 to 484 and encodes 153 amino acids. NCBI's taxonomy places the organism in Eukaryota, Metazoa, Chordata, Mammalia, Primates, Lorisidae.